GUCAAACUGUCGCUCACUUAUGCUGUUUUUUUUGUCUCCACUAAUUGAAAUGUGUUUGUUUUGCAGCUGCGGGCGGAUGUGGUCCCAAAGACUGCAGAGAAUUUCCGUGCUUUGUGCACCGGAGAGAAAGGUUUUGGCUACAAGGGCUCCACGUUUCACCGCAUCAUCCCUAAAUUCAUGUGCCAGGGCGGGGACUUUACCAACCACAACGGAACGGGAGGCAAAUCCAUCUACGGGGAGAAGUUUGCUGAUGAGAACUUCCAGCUGAAGCACACGGGCAUUGGCACACUGUCCAUGGCUAACGCUGGGCCCAACACCAACGGAUCCCAGUUCUUCAUCUGCACGGCUACAACUGAGUGGCUGAACGGGAAGCACGUGGUGUUUGGCAACGUCGUGGAGGGCAUGGAUGUUGUCAAGGCAAUGGAUAAGCACGGCACAACCAGCGGCACUCCUAAAGCCAAGGUUGUUAUUGCCGACUGUGGCGAACUAAAAUAGUGCGACAAAGCUCCCUCAGUUGGGCCUGUUCACCUGUCAGAUGUGUCCUUUAUCGUCCCAGUGAAUCUUUGCGAUGGUGUAAACCUGCAGCAUCCGUAGAAAAACACACAACCAACUUUCUCCUCUAACAACGUUUGUCUGCUGUGUAAUAUUUUGUACCUUCUGAUCUGUUCUUUAAGGACCACAUUUGUUAACAAAAUCUGAAUAAAAUAAAAUGAUGGUGAUCGUGUAAAUAAAACAACCUGAAAGCUUA
Molecule: messenger RNA, 748 nt
Organism: Morone saxatilis (striped sea-bass)
Lineage: Eukaryota; Metazoa; Chordata; Actinopteri; Moronidae
Product: peptidyl-prolyl cis-trans isomerase A-like
Exons: 4
Coding region: 178-495 (105 amino acids)
Biological process (GO): protein peptidyl-prolyl isomerization
Cellular component (GO): intracellular membrane-bounded organelle
Molecular function (GO): peptidyl-prolyl cis-trans isomerase activity
Source: RefSeq, a predicted model, not a curated record